AUGGCCUCCACUCUUACCACCUCCAACGGAAACCCCGUCGAGGACAACCAGAACUCCAUCACCGCCGGUCAGUACGGCCCUAUCCUUCUUCAGGAUUUCGCUUUGAUUGACAAGUUGUCCCACUUUGACCGUGAGCGUAUCCCCGAGCGUGUUGUCCACGCCAAGGGAGCUGGAGCCCACGGUUACUUUGAGGUUACCCACGACAUCUCCAAGUUCACCAAGGCCAAGUUCUUGAACCGCGUCGGCAAGCGCACGCCUCUCUUCACCCGUUUCUCGACCGUCGGAGGUGAGAAGGGUUCGGCCGAUACUGCCCGCGAUCCCCGCGGUUUCGCCGUCAAGUUCUACACCGAGGAGGGUAACUGGGACAUGGUCGGAAACAACACCCCUGUUUUCUUUAUCCGUGACCCCAUCAAGUUCCCCGACUUCAUCCACACCCAGAAGCGCAACCCCCAGACCAACUGCGGUGAUCCCGAUGCCUUCUGGGACUUCAUCUCCCUCGUCCCCGAGACCCUUCACCAGGUCGCCAUCCUCUUCUCCAACCGCGGUACUCCCGAUGGUUACCGUCACAUGCACGGCUUCUCCUCCCACACCUUGAAGCUCGUCAACGAGGCCGGCGAGUCCCACUUCGUCAAGUGGCACUUCAAGUGCGACCAGGGUAUCAAGAACUUCAAGGCCGCCGAGGCUGCCAAGCUCGCCUCCUCCGAGCCCGACUACGCCACCGCCGAUCUCUUCAACGCCAUCGCCAAGGGUGACUUCCCCUCCUGGUCCGUCCACGUCCAGGUCAUGACCACCAAGGAGGCCGCCACCUACCGCUGGAACCCCUUCGAUGUCACCAAGGUCUGGUCCCAGAAGGACUACCCUUUGAUCCCCGUCGGAAAGAUGGUCCUCAACCGCAACCCCGACAACUACUUUGCCGAGGUCGAGCAGGCCGCCUUCUCGCCCUCGCACAUGGUUCCCGGUAUCGAGGCCUCAACCGACCGCAUGCUCCAGGGACGUCUCUUCUCCUACCCCGAUACCCACCGUCACCGCCUCGGUACCAACUACCAGCAGAUUCCCGUCAACGUUCCCUACAACGCUCGCAUUGCCAACCAACAGCGUGAUGGCCACAUGGCCGUCAACGGCAACGGAGGCUCUGCCCUCAACUACGAGCCCAGCUCUUUCGGAGGUGCCAAGCAGACUGCUGUCGCUUCGACUUACUCUUCCUUCGAGUUGAACGCCAUUGCUGCUCGCCACAUCAUCCAGCUCUCUGAUGAAGACUUUGUCCAGCCCGGUAACCUUUACCGCCUCUUGUCUGCCGAGGAAAAGUCUGACUUGAUCGACAACAUGGCCGGCCACUUGAAGAACGCCAAGGUCUUCCUCCAGGAACGCCAGGUCGGACACAUCAAGCGUGCCGACAAGGAGUGGGGUUCCCGCCUCGAGGCCAAGCUCAAGGCCCUCCAGUCCAAGGCUUAA
This is a messenger RNA of Linnemannia hyalina, 1452 nucleotides long. NCBI's taxonomy places the organism in Eukaryota, Fungi, Mortierellomycota, Mortierellomycetes, Mortierellales, Mortierellaceae. The record is from the annotation of a GenBank genome assembly.